AUGGAGCCCAGACUGCUCUGCCUGGCCACCUGCUUUCUCCUGGCUGCCCGGUGCCUGCAGGGGCUGCCCUGCCCCAGCCGGUGCCUCUGCUUUAAGAGCACCGUCCGCUGCAUGCACUUGAUGCUGGACCACAUUCCUCAGGCAGCACAGCUGACCACAGUCCUAGACUUGAGAUUUAACAGAAUAAGAGAAAUUCCAGGGAGUGCCUUCAAGAAACUCAAGAAUUUGAACACCCUUCUCCUGAACAACAAUCAAAUCAGAAAGAUUUCCAGAAAUGCAUUUGAAGGACUGGAAAAUUUGCUGUAUCUGUACCUAUACAAGAAUGAAAUUCAUGCACUAGAUAAGCAAACAUUUAAAGGCCUCAUAUCCUUGGAACAGCUGUAUAUUCAUUUCAACCAAAUAGCAACUCUACAGCCAGAGACCUUUGAAGACCUUAUGAAAUUAGAGCGGCUAUUUUUGCAUAACAACAAAUUAUCUAAAAUCCCAGCUGGGAGCUUUUCUCAUUUGGAUUCAUUAAAAAGACUGCGUCUGGACUCCAAUGCUCUGAUUUGUGACUGUGACCUGCUGUGGCUGAGGGAGCUCCUACAAGGCUAUGCUCAAACUGGUCAAACCCAGGCUGCUGCCACCUGUGAAUAUCCUCAAAGACUCCACGGGCAGUCGGUUGCUUCAGUCCCAGUAGAGGAGUUCAACUGUGAGCGUCCUCGGAUUACUUUUGAGCCCCAAGAUGUGGAGGUGACUUCAGGAAAUACUGUCUACUUCACUUGCCGGGCAGAAGGAAAUCCCAAACCUAAGAUUAUCUGGAUACAUAACAACCAUUCUCUGGAUUUGGAAUACGACGCCCGACUUAACAUGUUUGAUGAUGGGACACUCAUGAUCCGAAAUGCCAGAGAGUCAGAUCAAGGGGUCUAUCAGUGUAUGGCAAGAAACUCGGCUGGGGAGGCCCACACGCACAAUGCUGUGCUGAGAUACUCCAGCCUUCCAGCCAAACCUAAUUUUGUAAUCCAGCCCCGAGAUACAGAGGUUUUAAUUGGCACCAGCACGACUUUGGAAUGUAUGGCCACAGGCCAGCCACACCCUCAUGUAACAUGGACCAGAGGCGAUGGACAGGAGCUGGAUGAGUCCAGGCAUGCGGUGACUUCCAGUGGACUUCACCUACAGAACAUCUCGCUGUGGGACCAUGGUCCAUUCACCUGCCACGCCAGCAAUAACCAAGGCUCUGUUCAAGCCACCGCAAACAUAAUUGUACAAGCUCCUCCACAAUUCACAGUCAUCCCCAAGGAUCAAGUUGUGCUGGAAGAUCAUGCUGUGGAAUUUCCUUGUGAAGCAGAAGGCAGUCCACGCCCAGUAAUUGUCUGGAAAAAAGCAGGGAGACAACUGUCCCUUGAAGGCCGGCAUAUGGUUCUUUCCUCUGGCACUUUGAGAAUUGACCACGCGGCCCAGCACGAUCAAGGCCAAUAUGAAUGUCAAGCAGUCAGUCCACUGGGAGUGAGAAAAGUGUCUGUCCAGCUGACCGUAAAACCCAAAGAUCUCCCAGUGUUUGCUCAACUUCCUCAGGACAUGAGCGUUGAGGUUGGAAGGAAUAUAAACAUCUCCUGUCAUGCUCACGGAGAGCCGCAGCCCAUAAUUACGUGGAGUAAGGCAGGUGUACAGAUCACUGAGAGUGGUAAGUUCCAUGUUGACAGUGGAGGCAUGCUGACCAUCUAUGAUGCUGGGCAAGCUGAUCAAGGAAGAUACGAAUGUGUGGCUCGAAAUUCAUUUGGCCUUGUUGUGGCCAGUAUGUUUCUGAGAGUCACUGCAACCCAGGGUAGACAAGCUGGAGAUGACUUUGUGGAAUCAUCCAUUCUUGAUGCUGUACAGAGAGUUGACAGUGCAAUUAACUCAACACGAAGACAUUUGUUUGCACAAAAACCUCACACCCCCAGUGACCUGCUGGCUCUGUUUCGCUACCCGCGUGACCCAUUUACCGUGGAGACGGCGAGAGCGGGGGAAAUUUUUGAGCAGACCCUGCAGCUGAUCCAGGAACGUGUGAAGCAGGGCCUCACUGUUGAUCUGGAAGGCAGAGAAUUCCACUACAACGACCUGGUGUCCUCGCGAUACCUUAGCCUCAUCGCCAAUCUAUCAGGAUGCACGGCCCACAGGCAUCAGCCCAACUGCUCUGACAUGUGCUUCCACCUAAAGUACCGCACAGCUGACGGCACGUGCAACAACCUGCGGCAGCCCGCUUGGGGAGCGGCCCGCACGGCCUUCGUGCGCUUGCUGCAACCUGCAUAUGAGAACGGCCUGGGUUCGCCGCGUGGUGCCGGGCGUCUUCCUGGCUCCGGCCGCCCUCCGCUCCCGCUGCCCAGGCUGGUUUCCACCGAGCUGGCUGGUGCAGCGACGGUCAGACCCGACGGCAGCUACACACACAUGCUCAUGCAGUGGGGCCAGUUUCUAGACCACGACUUGGACCACACAGUGCCCGCGCUGAGCACCGCGCGCUUCUCCGAUGGGCAGCCCUGCAGCUCUGUCUGCACCGACGACCCUCCCUGCUUCCCCAUCGCCUUCCCGCAGGACGACCCCCGGGCCGGCAGCGCAGCCUGCAUGUUCUUUGUACGCUCCAGUCCGGUGUGCGGCAGCGGCAUGACCUCCCUGAUGAUGAACUCGGUGUAUGCCCGGGAGCAGAUCAACCAGCUCACAGCCUACAUCGACGCCUCCAACGUCUACGGGAGCUCAGAGAGGGAAUCCCAGCUGCUCAGGGACCCCUCCACACCCGAGGGCCUGCUGAGGACCGGCUUGCGGUGGCCUGCCUCCGGGAAGCAUCUGCUCCCCUUUGCCACGGGCCCCCCUACCGAGUGCACAGUUGGUGAUCAGGACAGCGCCAGUCCCUGCUUCCUGGCCGGCGACCACCGCGCCAACGAGCAGCUGGCUCUCACGGCCAUGCACACCCUGUGGGUCCGCGAACACAACCGGGUGGCUACCGAGCUGUCCGCGCUCAACCCGCACUGGGAUGGGGACACGGUUUACCAGGAGGCCCGGAAGGUGGUGGGCGCCGAGCUGCAGCACAUCACCUACCAGCAGUGGCUGCCCAAGAUCCUGGGGGAGCCCGGCAUGAUGCUGCUGGGGGAGUACCGGGGCUAUGACCCCAACGUGAACGCGGGGAUCUUCAACGCCUUUGCCACCGCAGCUUUUAGAUUUGGCCACACGUUGGUCAACCCCAUUCUGUAUCGGCUGAACGACACGUUUGGUGAGAUUCCCCAAGGCCACCUGCCGCUGCACAAGGCUUUCUUCGCCCCGUCUAGAAUCCUGGAUGAGGGCGGGAUAGACCCCCUGCUCCGGGGCCUGUUUGGGGUGGCCGCAAAGGCGCGGGAGCCUUCUCGGCUGCUCAGCCUGGAACUCACCGAGAGGCUCUUCGCCGCCGCGCACGCAGUGGCCCUGGAUCUGGCCGCCACCAAUGUGCAAAGGGGCCGAGACCACGGCAUCCCACCCUACGGGGACUUCAGAGUUUUCUGCAACUUGACCUCCGUGAAGAGCUUUGAGGAUCUGCAACACGAAAUCAAAAAUCCUGAGAUUCGACGAAAACUGAAAAAGUUGUACAGCACUCCAGGCGACAUGGACUUGUGGCCCGCCCUUAUGGUUGAAGAUCUGAUCCCUGGGACCAGAGUGGGACCAACACUCAUGUGUCUGUUGGUCAUCCAGUUUCAACGGUUAAGAGAUGGAGAUAGGUUCUGGUAUGAAAACCCUGGCGUGUUCACCCCUGCACAACUCACUCAGCUCAAGCAAGUGUCCCUGGCCCGAGUGCUUUGUGACAACGGCGAUGACAUUCAGCAAGUCCAGGCGGAUGUCUUUGUAAGGGCAGAAUACCCACAGGGUUACCUGAGCUGUAGUGACAUCCCGAAGAUGGAUUUGCAAGUGUGGCAAGACUGCUGUGCAGACUGCAGGAGUAGAGGACAGCCGAGGACAUCCACUCCAGAAUCUCGAAAGAGACGCUCUACUCAAUACAGCUAUCCUGGUAAAAAACAUAUGGACUUAAGUGAUCUAAUGAUCAGGCAACAAGAUAACUUGUAUAUGGAUGAAGACGCUAGAAAUGUGACGCUUGCGGGAAAAACAAAUUUUGCUCGGGAUUUCAGCAACUUUGCAGUGGAGAUUCAAAAGACCAUUGCAGCGCUCAGAGACCAGAUAAACAAGCUGGAGGCACGCCUGAGGCAGGCAGGAUGCACAGAUGAUAAAGGGAUUCAAAGGAAGGACCAGGAACGCUGGAUGAGAGAAGACUGUAUUAGCUGCACCUGUGAGAGUGGCCAAGUCACGUGUGUGGUGGAGAAUUGCCCCCCAACUCCAUGUUCCAAUCCUCAACUGGAGAAAGGAACCUGUUGUCCAGUUUGCAGAAGAAAGCAAGGGAUGCCAGCUGAUGCCCCAGAGAGGCGCUGA
Messenger RNA from Lepus europaeus (European hare), 4404 nucleotides. RefSeq names its product peroxidasin like (gene PXDNL). The coding region runs from base 1 to 4404 and encodes 1467 amino acids. Gene Ontology annotation, molecular function: heme binding; peroxidase activity; protein binding. Gene Ontology annotation, biological process: response to oxidative stress. NCBI's taxonomy places the organism in Eukaryota, Metazoa, Chordata, Mammalia, Lagomorpha, Leporidae. The record is from RefSeq and is a predicted model, not a curated record. The transcript has 23 exons.